Pseudogymnoascus verrucosus is the source of this 675-nucleotide messenger RNA. RefSeq lists its product as uncharacterized. The transcript is spliced from 3 exons. The record is from RefSeq and is a predicted model, not a curated record. Lineage: Eukaryota; Fungi; Ascomycota; Leotiomycetes; Thelebolales; Thelebolaceae. The coding region runs from base 1 to 675 and encodes 224 amino acids.
AUGCCAUGUCUGAUAUCACCAAUCGUUGCGCUAGCUCAAAGCCCUCGACCAACGGGAACACCAAGGCCAAACGUCUACGCCUACAACAGCAUGGUUGCCUCUACUGCGAAGGCGUGGAUGCUCUACCAUUUCUGCGUAUAUGGGAUGAGCAAGAGCACGGCCAGGCCACAGACAAGGGCUUACGCGGCGGACGAUGUGGUUCUCGACGAUGUAUGCCAUUCCGGAAUUUGUAGAGAUGCCGCUGCGGGGGCCGUUGUCGACGAUGGCGAGUCUGCUAUUGGCGGCGUUCAGGGCACAGGGGUAGAAGAGUGUGGGCAGGAAGAGUACUGGGUGGCAGGGAAGGCGAGCGUAGGGCUGAAGGGGCUUGUGGGAUUAUGGGAGCGAGGGCGGCUCCCACCAAGACUGAAAAUGCUGGAGGACAUGCGUAAGAAGACGCUAGACGAGCUGCUGAUGGCUGGAUUAAGCCAGGAAUGGGCCGGACGGGAUGAAGAGGAUGACGGGGAGGAAGAAGAGGCUGACGGUGCAGCGUUUGUAGCAAGGAAGAAUGUCAUGGCGGCGUUUGUCCAACGGAGUAGCGAUGAUGGGCAAGAUGAGAUCAGCAAUGACAGCAGUGCCGUCGGUGGAGUGACAAGGACAUGUAGUGUGCAUAAACACUGUGGUUCUACGCCCAAGUAA